AUGCGUCUGGUGCUAGUGGUGUGGAUGUACCUGGAGUCGGUGUACCCGGUGGCCAGCAGCCGCGAGUAUGAGAACACGCGGCGCAUCGUGGAGGAGUUCGAGCGCGGCGUCGGCCGCCGGCUCCACGAUGGCCUGCUGGAGAGGAACAAACACACGCGCAACUGGAUGCUCCACUGGUGGAACGACUAUGCGUACCUGUACCAACGCGAGCCCAUCACGCCGUCGCUGGCGUUCGCUGGUCCGUUCACGCUGACCGACAGCCUGUGGCCGCCUGGGCCCGGCACACAGUGCAAGUACCUGGCCCACUACCUGUACGGUGUGGCGUCGUUCUGGUGUCUGCUGCGCCGGGAGCGCCUGGUGCCGCAGCGGACGCGCGACGGCGUGCCGCUGAAGUCGGAGGGCUGCACGCCCACCCACUUCGUGAUCCUGUGCAACGGCCAUCUGUACUCGAGCGCGCUGCUGGAGCCGGAUACGGAGCAGCCGCUGACGAUCGAGGAGUACCAGCUGGUGCUGGAGCGGGUGUGGGAGCGGUGCAGAUGA
Molecule: messenger RNA, 540 nt
Organism: Pollicipes pollicipes
Lineage: Eukaryota; Metazoa; Arthropoda; Thecostraca; Pollicipedomorpha; Pollicipedidae
Product: peroxisomal carnitine O-octanoyltransferase-like
Exons: 6
Coding region: 1-540 (179 amino acids)
Cellular component (GO): peroxisome
Molecular function (GO): carnitine O-octanoyltransferase activity
Source: RefSeq, a predicted model, not a curated record